Vicia faba (fava bean) is the source of this 2052-nucleotide messenger RNA. The record is from the annotation of a GenBank genome assembly. NCBI's taxonomy places the organism in Eukaryota, Viridiplantae, Streptophyta, Magnoliopsida, Fabales, Fabaceae.
AUGCUGAAAAAAAAGAGUCACAUCGAUUCAAUAAGCUCAAGUUUUCGUCUUGUUUAUGAAAACAUGAUUUGGGUUUUGGCUUGUAUAUGGAUUUUCCUAUGCAGCUAUGUGCUUCAUUCCAUUGGAUCCAUGCUCUCAUACAUAUUCAGAAAAAAGGAAGUUGUUGCACUAACUUCAAUGGAAGAUUAUGAUAUUGAUGAGUUCACAAAAGAGCUAGUUGAUUUUUUAUUUCCAAGCUAUGAAGAGUUUCUUAUAUCAUAUAAAGAAAAAGAACAAGAAGAAACAAAGUAUUGUGUUUUAGUGGAAAAUAAUUGUGAUCUUCGACAUGAGGAUGAAAAGGGAAUAGAAGAAAUAGAUUGUUAUAAUUUUAUUGAAGAUGGUAAUUUUAUGCACAAUGUUUUUGAUGGUUUUCAUGAUGUUAUGAAAGUGGAUGAAAAUGAAACAUUUAUGCAUAGUCUCUUUGAUGGUUUUCAUGAAGAUGUUAUAGAAAUCAAUGAUAAUGAAAGAGAGAAGAACUCUUUUUUUGAAGAAUGUGAUUCCAAUUUUCAUCAAGAUGGUAGAAAGAGUGUGGAAAAAGUUCAAGAAGUCGAAGAAGUAGAAGAAGAAGAAACAAAUGGUUCUAAUUUUAGUGAUACUAGCUAUGCUCCUACAACAAAUGAAGAUGAGUGUGUUCAAGAAUAUAGAAAAUUCACCUCAAGCUCCACUUUUGAUAGAAGUAACAACACCAAUGAUUGUUCUUUGACUUCUAACAUUCCUUGUGAAGAUAUUGAGUGUGAAAGUGUUAAGAAAUUUGAAGAUUUGAAGGAAAUUCAAUUUUCAUGGGACAGAGAAGAAGUCUCUCAAGGUUUCCUUGAUUGCAAAAAUGAAAAUGAAGGUUCUUUAUACCAUGAAGAAGAAACUUAUGAAGAUAGUUUGGAGAAAAAUGAAGAAGACGAUGAUGACGAAUGCGAUUGGGACGAUAAUGAGGUAAUGCAACAAAUUAAAUUGAAAUUGAAGUAUGCAAGACAAGGAGGACUUUCCACAAUUUUUGAAGAGGAAGAAGAACUAGAAGAUGAAGAAGAAAAAGAACCAUCUUUAAAAGUUAUUGAAAUGAUAAAUACAUCGAGUAUGGAAUACAAAGAUCAAGAGAAGAUGAUAUAUGAAUAUCACAAUGUUGAAAUUCAAAAGGUUUAUAGAUGUUAUGCACAGAAAAUAAGGAGACUUGAUGUCUUGAAUUUUCAAGUCAUGCAUGCAAUUGAUUGUCUUCAACUAAAAGACCCUCUAUUGGUGCAAAAAUCAACCAUCCAACACACUAAACCUCUAGUAAUUCCUCAGACUUUGGGAUCAAUCAAAGCACAAAAGAAUAUAUUUGAGCCAGUGUUGAAGCUUGUAAAGGAAUUGCAUUGGGAUUUGGAACUUCUUUAUGUUGGAAAAAUUUGUCUCUCUUGGGAAAUGCUAUGUUGGCAAUAUGUGAAAAUCAAACAAUGUGAUUCACAAUUUUCUCUUAGGUGUGAUUUAGUUGCUGAUGAACUUCAACUUUUUCAAGUUCUCAUGCAACAAUUUUUAGAGGACGAUCCAUUUCAAAAUGAUAGUGCAAAGGACAAGAAAAAAAUCAAGUGGGGUGAAGAUGAUGUCAUUGCGAGUGAAAACUUAGAGGAAAUAAUUAAGGAAUCCAUGCAAAUAUUUUGGGAGUUUGUCGAAGCAUAUAAAGAUGAUGGAAAUGUGUUUCAGAAAAUACCACGUUACAGAAUGAAUGAGAUUAAGGACAAAGAAAUUUCAGAACUUCUUGAGGAUAUUCAAACUCAAUUGCAUAAGAAGGAGAGAAAGGUGAAGGAGAAAUUAAGAAGUGGGAAUUGGAUAGUAAGAAAGUUCCAAAAACAAAACGAGGGUCAAAUUCAACUAGAUUACGAGCAGCUGUUGGCUCAAGUGGGAUUGAGGUUGAUUUCAAAGGUAAUUAGCAUGAAAAAGUUGAGAAAAGAUCACCUAAUAUGGUGUAGUGCAAAGUUAAAUCAAAUCAAUUUUGUUGACAAGAAGAUUCAAGUGGAGCCUUCCGUUUUGCUUUUUCCUUGUUAA